Molecule: messenger RNA, 1491 nt
Organism: Dibothriocephalus latus
Lineage: Eukaryota; Metazoa; Platyhelminthes; Cestoda; Diphyllobothriidea; Diphyllobothriidae
Source: the annotation of a GenBank genome assembly
AUGUAUACCCUUGCCCGCAAUAUAAACAUCACCGUGGCAACCGCGGAUAGCAUUCAGGCCUCCUGGGAGCCCUCGAACGACGCGGAGAGCGCCACCUACCACUACAUCGCCUACCUCUGGCGUGAAGGCGUUGACGGCGGCACCCGGGAAGACUGCGACCGGUCGACGACUGCAAGCCUGUCCUGCGUCUUCGGAGGUCUACAACCGAACACCAAACACUUCUUUGUCAUUGCCACCUGCACUCCGUCAGGCUAUUGUAACCACGAAGAAAAGGUUAUAUUCCCGUAUUCCGUUGAAGUCGGCCCUCAGGCUGAAACGAUGAGCAUUGAUAACAUUGAGAGUGAUGCAGUCAGCAUCAGCUGGAGGCCGGCUGUCCUGCCUGGUGACCGCGUGUUCAAGGUCAUUGUGGAUGACAUUCGACCCAUCCCCUGUCCGCGGCCAACUCCUGACGACAACGACAAGCAUUCGUGUUAUUUAUGUGGUCUUACUGGGGACUGGAAGUACAAACUACAAGUGUUCAAUUGUAGCUCAGCGGACGACUUCAGCCAGUGCCAGCCCUACACCUCCUCCCAGACGGUGAGAACCCUUCCUAGAAGUCCUCAACAAGUGUACGCAGUUGGCCGCUCGGCAGACCACAUGAUUGUUUCCUGGAAAGUCGCAGAUGAUAGCGCGUAUGGCUUGUACAAGCACACUGCCACCAUCCGCACGGGCAGCACUGUCCCUCAGCAGUGCAACGUACUGGCGAAAACCAGCAAAGAUUUAACCUGCGAAUUUCAUGGACUUCAGCCUGGUGCUAUUUACACGAUCUCCGUCACAAUAUUCGCGGGCUCCGGAGCAGUCAGUCGACCGUCAACUUUUAUUUAUCCUGCAAUGCGUCCUAUGGUCAAAGUGGCGGAAGUAACAACGGACACCAUAAAAUUAAUCUGGAACAUUACAGAAAGCCUAACAGAGAAGGAUAUAAUCGUCCACUUGAAUGAGGAAGCUGGACCAAUGUGUAUGUCCACUGAUGUUUCGAGCAGCCAACGAGUCUGUCUUAUUGACGGCCUGAGCGCCGGAACAGUAUAUGAAGUGCAACUCUUUUCAGUCGGUGUCUUUGGUUCUCCUGAAUUUGAUAUUCCCGUCACCAGAGCUCAGUAUAUAUUGACUCGGUAUAGUGAUUCCUACGAACAGCCUGCUUGCUCCUCGGCGCUCCCCAUCCGCAUGAUUGAUCCCUGGAUGACGAAAUCCGGCGUUGCACAUAAAAUGAGUCCACAUAGUCGGGCUGAUGUGAUAGUCGAUCUCAAUGGCGGAAAGUACCAGCACUGCGACCUGCUCCAAGUACCCCACAACCAAACCUGCUUCCUUGAAAACCAGAUCAGCACUGGCGAUUUGGAGAGUGUAUGGAUUUGCCUGCCUCCCGCUGGCUCAAGCUCCUUCACAAAGGUGGCUCGCAUUCAAGACCUAAUCAAAGGUAAGAUGAAGACUUCAAACAAGUUCUUCCUACACAGGUGA